Magnusiomyces paraingens is the source of this 1803-nucleotide messenger RNA. RefSeq lists its product as uncharacterized. Gene Ontology annotation, biological process: protein arginylation. Gene Ontology annotation, cellular component: cytoplasm. The coding region runs from base 1 to 1803 and encodes 600 amino acids. The transcript has a single exon. NCBI's taxonomy places the organism in Eukaryota, Fungi, Ascomycota, Dipodascomycetes, Dipodascales, Dipodascaceae. Gene Ontology annotation, molecular function: arginyl-tRNA--protein transferase activity. The record is from RefSeq and is a predicted model, not a curated record.
AUGACUGAUGCCAAAGUCACAUCUGUUACAUCCUUGGUUUCGUUAAAAACUUCUAAUCAAGACUUUGGCAAAGCACCAAUAUCUGCCCGUUCUGUCGUUAAAUGGGCUGAUUACAUGGACAAUCGCCAUUGUGGUUAUUGCAAUGGAACUUCAACUAGCUCUAAAUCAACAGAACGCCAGGGAACCUCUCUUUAUUCAAUUAAUAUCGACGACGAGCCUGUUUUAUCGUCCGACCGGCUUAUGAAGGAUUCAAAUGUUUCGGCUGUUCCUGUAGAGGUUUACUCAGAGAUGCUUAAUCGGGGUUUUAGAAGAUCAGGAAACACGUUUUAUAAAAUUGAUCAGCGUAAUAGCUGCUGCCCACAAUACACGAUGCGUUUGAUUGUUUCCAAAUUUAAACCAUCAAAAGACCAUAGAAAAGCUCUUAAUCGUUUUAAUAGAUGGGUUUUGGGAGAAUCAGAAACAAAUUUAUUGAGUAUAUCAAGUUCACUUUAUCAAAAUGAUAGUCAUGACGGAUUUAAAGUGAACCUUCAAAACAAUAAAAAUGAAAAAAUUUACUUUAAAAAAAAUAAAAAAAAGUUGGCUGAAUACAAUCUUCCAUAUAACGUUCAUCGUGUUGAUGCAGAUUUCGAUCAUCUUCAAUCACAAAGUAGAGAUCCAGGUCUUUAUCUCACACCAAAUGAUUUUUCUUUUGAGACUGUGAUUAGCAAACAGCAAAAAGAAAUAGCCCAAACAAAAAAUUCUAUUGAAUUUAAAUCUAUUUUGUAUACCUGUCGGCCACAAUUUGAAGUAUUUUUAAAGAUUCCAAUGGCAACACAAGAAAAGUUUGAACUAUAUCGCAAGUACCAGGUUGCAAUACAUAAAGAUUCUUUUGAUGAGGUAACUAUGUCAUCUUUUGAUCGAUUUCUUUGUCGUUCACCUUUGAAUUCAAAUAAAUAUCCAUCAGAUAAAGUUCUUACUCUACAGGAUAUAAAAGAUUUGGGAGGAGGAACAUUCCAUCAUGAAUAUCGGUAUAUGGGCAAGCUAAUAGCUUUUGGAGUUUUAGAUAUUUUACCUGGCAAUUGUUUAUCAUCUGUCUAUCUUGUUUGGGAUUCAGACUAUUCUGAUUUAGAACUUGGAAAGAUUUCAGUAUUACGCGAGGUUGUCUUAACCCAAGAUUUACAAUUACCUUAUUAUUGUCUGGGAUUAUAUGUUCCAUCGUGUCCUAAAAUGCUUUAUAAAUCAUCUUUUCAUCCUACAGAGCUUUUAGAUCCCAUGGCAAUUCCACCAAGCAUGUUGGGCUGUCAAGACAGUUCAAGUCACAAUAAAAAAGAUACCAUUUGGUCAACUUCUGGGGAAGACAUACGGUGGAUUCCAUUUGAAGAAUUUUCGACUCGCUGGAACGUUGAUGGUACUCAUACAGAUUGGUAUGUAUCAGUUUUAGAAAAAAAAGGUCUUCUCCCUCAGAAUGCACUGUAUAAACCCCCAGACCUUCUUUGUGAACCUGAACGCGUUACAAAUAUAUUAGGAGCAGAAAGCUACCCCCAAUUUUACAUUGAACGUACUCCUGUUUUUGAUGUUUGUAUGCCUGGAAUAAUUCCUUUUGAUAGUCUUGUUCUAUCUCUUAAAAAUUGCUUUGACAUGUUUUCAGAAAUUAAUGUAUGUUUUAAAGCAAUCACUAAUGGAACUUCUUCUGAAUUUAUACAAAUUACGUUAAAGCAACUAUUGGAUUAUAGUUUUAAGCCUGAAAUAGUUGAAAUUGUUCUUGAAUUUAUUGCUGCGAUAGGGUUAGAUUUAGGACCAUAUUUUGCAUUUCGAUUGAAUUAA